AUCUGCUUCAUAUCUGCUGCAUCCUGCAGACUUCCGCGACCACCCGCCCUCGAUAGUAGACAUAGACACCACCAUGGACGGCCGCUAUCUACGCGAGCUCACCCAGCGAGUCGGCUUGGGAUUCACGGUCCCGAUCACAACGUUUGUGGCGCCGGCUAGUACACGCUUCGCCGCGGGCCAGCGUGUCAAGGUGCUACCACGGGGAAAUCUGAGCCCAGGGUCGUACAUGGAGGGCGUGGUGGAGGGUGUUGCGCCAUCAGGAUGCGGUCAGGCCGGCACGUCCUACUACGUGACGAUCGAUUCGGUUGUGCUGCCCUGUGGCGCGCAGCCUUACCGAGACGUGCAGCCCAGACUGUGCGCCGAGGGUGAGCUCCAGGCUGACUGGAUGUAA
Messenger RNA from Gaeumannomyces tritici R3-111a-1, 391 nucleotides. RefSeq lists its product as hypothetical. The record is from RefSeq and is a predicted model, not a curated record. The coding region runs from base 74 to 391 and encodes 105 amino acids. The transcript has a single exon. Lineage: Eukaryota; Fungi; Ascomycota; Sordariomycetes; Magnaporthales; Magnaporthaceae.